Molecule: messenger RNA, 807 nt
Organism: Eimeria necatrix
Lineage: Eukaryota; Apicomplexa; Conoidasida; Eucoccidiorida; Eimeriidae
Exons: 3
Coding region: 1-807 (268 amino acids)
Source: RefSeq, a predicted model, not a curated record
AUGCUACAGCCAAGAGAGCUCAGCCGUAUUCAAAGGGCCCUGGAUGGCUUUAGCUCGGACUCAGAGCCCCCAUCACCCUGUGAUAUCUUCAAAGAAGCAGCGGAGCCCACAGAGGCCCCCAGUGAGGGGCACUCAUCGCGGGGCACCGAAGCCGAGCCUGCAGCAGCCAAGGGAGCAGCGGCAGCAGAUGUAGCAGCUACUGACUCAUCAAAAGCCUCAAGUGCGGCAGUAGACGCAGCAGGGGACGUUGACGAAGACGAUGAGGAUUUCAGCAUCCAUGCACUGCUGAGGGAAGGCCGCCGCCAACGGCGGCGCCCUGCUCAGCAGCAGCAACAGCAGCAACAGCAGCAGCAGAACGAGAAGUGCCCCAAGGCGUCGUUUCCUCCCGUGGAACUGGCUUUACAGGAAGCAGAGGAGAGAGUCAGCCAAAAGAGAAAGCAGCAAGAAGCAGAGCAAGCGGCAAGAGCAGCAAGGCUGGCGGGCGAUGAAAUACAACACGUGCCUGCUGCAGCGCCAGCAGGGGGCCCCAGAAGGACUCCUCCGAAGAAGCAGCAGCAAGUGUACGUGGGCCUGCCAGUGGGUGUGGGCUGGCACGUGCCUCUUGUAGGCAUUGAGGGCCGCGGCGGUUAUAAGCCGUCUGCGGAAGAACAAACUGCAGAAAACGAAAAACGGAGCAAAGAGACGGAGGCACGUAAGAAGGCUUUGACAAUCAAGGAACGCGAGAAACUCAAGCGGAAGAAGGGCCAGUCCUCGCAUGCAACGUGGAAACCGGAAACGUGGAUGCAGUUGCGGCAGCAAUACGACUGA